GGCGCAACUGCAUCACGAGCAGUCCUCCCACCAGCAGCAGCAGCAGCAGCAACAGCAGCCGCCUCCCCAGUACCACCCGCACCACCUGCACGCCCACGCCUUGCCCCACCAGCAGCAGCAGCAGCAACAGCAACAGCUGCACGGGGCCGAUCCCGACGACGACGAGGAGGAGGCGGAGCAGGUCCGUCUGGAACAGGUCCGCCGCAAGCAGAACGCCCAGCUCAGCCUGGUCGAGUCAUUCCUGACCACCACCGCACAGCGGCUGAGUGCACAACAGCAGGUGCAGCAGGUGGUGGCCGCCGCCGCGGCCGUCUCGGCGAUGGCGGGGGCCGGGGACGAUCCCGCCAAGCUGGGGCACAUGAUGGUCGGCCACAUGGGCGUUGGCGUGGGCAUGGACGAUGAGGAUGACGAUGACGAGGAGGAGGAAGAUGGCAGCUCGGCCAACCAUCCGCCCGGCGGUAGCCAUCCCCAUCAGCAGCAUCAUCCGCACGGCGCCCAUCCGCACUCGCACUCGCAGUCACACUCCCAUCCGCAUACGCAUCCGCACUCCCACUCGCAUGCCCAUCCGCAUCACGCCCAUGCCCAUGCCCAUGCCCACAGCCACGCCCACAGCCACCAGCACUCGCAGCAGGGGGCAGGGGGACAGCAGCAGCAGCAGCCCCACGGGGAUCCCAGUGCCUCGUACCGCCAUGCGGCGGCCAUGAACGCCGUGGCCCUCGGACAGAAUCUGGUUGUUACCAAGGGCAGCAAAAAGUGGAUCGGUGCCGAUGACCGGCAUCUGGGCGACGUGACCAGCGACGUGCCCGGCAACGAGUCCGGACCGGGCUCUGGCCAGCUCCCCGGCAACGCCGGUCCCGGCCAGGACCUCGGCUUUGCGGUGCCCCCCAGUUCCGUGGACGAGCACAGCAAACUGCUCGGCCAGAACCGUGACUUCCUCGCCCGCCUCAUGAGCACGGCCAGCGCCAGUCACGCCCACGCCCAUGCUCAUGCCCAUGCCCACACCCACCAGCAUCAGCACCAACACCAGCAGCAGCAGCACAGCGCCCAUAGCCGGGAGGAGGACGAGAACAGCUCCUUCCUGGAUGUCGUCGAGUCGGCCAACAACAAUGCGGCCGCGGCAGCCGCUGCAGCGGCUGCCAUGUCCCAGUACCAUCACAAUGCGGCGGCCAAUGGUGGAACGGGCGGAUCGGGUGGGCCAGGUGGCGGCGGCGGAGCCAGUGGCGGCCAUACUCCCACGGGUCCGGCCACUGGCGGCGGAUCGGUAACCUCCACCGGCGACGGCCCCGGCCAAAUGCAGAUGAACUCCCUGGCGCAUCCCCAGUCCUUCAUGAGCUCCUUCUACAACAACGCGAACGCAAGACUGACCGGAGCCGGAGUGGGCGUGGGCGUGGGCGGGGGCUCCUCGUCCGCCAGCAUGCUGGUGGAGGCGGCCCUCAACUCCGUUGGCAAUAUGAUUGACAGCGAGAGCAGCGACCUGAAGGUACCCACCGAUAACCACAUCAACAGCGACAGUCCCAUGAGCGCCCAUGUGGACGCCGAGGCCCAGCGCUUUGGGGCUGGCAGCGCCGGCGGCGGAGUGGGCGGACCUAAUGGCGGCGGCGGCGGCGGUGGUGGUAGCAGUGGAGGAUCGUCGAGCGCCGCCAAUGGAACGGGCAUUGGGGGAGCCAUGGACAACCUGGAGAACGAGCUGAAGAUGAUGAAGAACUUGGGCAGCUUCCCCAUGCAAAUACCGCCACUUCCGAUGUUCCAGGGAGCCUGCAACAUCUCGCCCAGCGCCUCGACGCCAACCAAUCCGCAGAGCAACCAGAACCAGAACGAUGUGGACGUGGAUGCGGGCAGCACACCCCGACCGCAGCAUCCCGACUCCGAUGGCUUCUCUUCGUCGCACCAUCGCACGCCGCCCUCGCCGCCGCCCAUCUCUCCGGGCCGGGACUACGGUGGCAUGUUCGGCUCUGGGAAUGGUGCUGGUGGUCCAGGGUCCAAUAGCACGCCAGCGGGCAGCUCCAGUGCUGGCGGAGGCGGCGGUGGUGGUGGAGCCGGCGGUGGGGCCAACAGCAUGUCAGCCUCGUCCCCGCUGCCUGCCCUGCAGCCACAGCGACGCAAUGCGUCGAGCGUGGGCAGCACAUAUCCGGAGCACGAGCUCAUCUCGCCGGCCUCCUCCCCUAGCAUUCCGCGCUACAACUUCAACGGGGACAUGAUGCGCCACAAGCGGGCGGUGCAGGAGCAGGACCAGCACGAGCAACGCCAGCGGCACAACCUCUCGCGUCACAAUCAAAUGUCCAGCGACGAGGAGAACAGCAUCAUGCCGCAGAACAGCAGCGCGGGCCAGGAUAUGCGCAUGAAGUUCCCCCAGUCGCAGAUCGAUCUCAUGUACUCCAAGUACGAGAGCAUGGCCAGCAACCUGAAGUACAACAGCCAGGAGCUCGACUCGCCGGCGGAGUAUCGCCAGAGCAGCAACAGCAAUGCGGCGAGUGCGGCGGCGGCUGCUGCCGUGGCGGCGAGUGCGGCCAACGAUCUGUCCGAUCUGCAGGGCCUGGACAUGAGCUCAAGAUCGAAUGCGUCGAGCAACUAUCACCACAACUUCCAGCUGCCAAGCAGUCGCUACCAUCACCACAUCUACGACAUUCUGUCGGACAGGGAGCAGAGCCAGCAGGCGCAGGCCCAGGCCCAGGCGCAGGCACAGCAGGCAACGGGUGCAUCGGUGGUGCACCAGCAGGAGCACGGACACGGCAGCCAGCUGGCCAUGCAGCAACACCAGUCGGCGGCGGCCAUGCACAACAUGCUGAGCGAGCAGCUGGGCGAGCAGGAGCACGACCAGACCACCUCCGUGGACCUGAGCCGCACGGCCAACUAUGUGGUGUCGUCGCCGCCACAGCUGCCCUACAACCAUCCGCAUCACGACAUGCUGCGAAUGGCCUCGCUGGACCUCACACCGAACACGGCCAACAUGGCCGUGGGCAACAAUCGGUCGUUCCUCUCCUCGCAGAUGCAGCACCAGAGCCGCGACAGUCUCGAGCAUCACCGCCUGCUCUCUACGGUGGAGCAGCAUCGAAUUCUGGCCGCCUCAAAUGCCGCCGACCAGCACCGCCUGCUGGUCGACCCCACCGCCCAUCUGCUGAUGGAACAGAACAAUCGCCUGCUGGGCACAGCAGACCAGUCCCGCCUCCUGGGCGAGUCGGCGGCGGCAGUGGCCCAGAAUCGGCACAUGGCCCGCAGCUUUGGGGCCUACCACCAGGUGGCAUCGAGCAACUACCAUCCGGGCGUACGACCGCCGCCUGUGCUGCCGUCGGCCAAUCAUCAUGCCUCGAAUCCGUCUAACUAUCACCCGUUCCCCGCCUACUACUAGAGGCGUGAGGGAGGGGACGGGUAGACUAUGACUAUAUCCUGGGGCCGUGACAAGAGUGCAAUACCUAGAAGGGAUCUGUAGGAGCGGAAGCGGAAGCGGGAGUGGGAGUGGGAGCUCCAUUUCACGUAGUUCAAUUUGAAGCGCAACAAUAACUUUAGUUCCUCCAUAUAUUCCAUAUUCUCCUCCGAAGAUCUCCAUGCCCAUCAUCCGUUCGAGCUCCGAUUUCAAAGCGUGCCAAUCUUUUUAAGUGUUUAGAUCUGUUUAGAAUUGUGUGUGUUUCCCAAAUCUGAUUUUAACACACACACAAAACACACAC
This is a messenger RNA of Drosophila persimilis, 3662 nucleotides long. Its product is annotated as AT-rich interactive domain-containing protein 1B. The transcript has 3 exons. The record is from RefSeq and is a predicted model, not a curated record. Lineage: Eukaryota; Metazoa; Arthropoda; Insecta; Diptera; Drosophilidae. Bases 320 to 3346 code for a protein of 1008 amino acids.